Molecule: messenger RNA, 1605 nt
Organism: Ahaetulla prasina
Lineage: Eukaryota; Metazoa; Chordata; Lepidosauria; Squamata; Colubridae
Gene: TK1
Product: thymidine kinase 1
Exons: 7
Coding region: 87-788 (233 amino acids)
Biological process (GO): thymidine metabolic process
Molecular function (GO): thymidine kinase activity; ATP binding
Source: RefSeq, a predicted model, not a curated record
CGCGCGCCUAAAGCAAAGCCGCCUUUUGGGGAUCCCGCUCUUGGAGUGGAGGAGAGCAAAGCAAUCGGCGGGAUCCGGUCGGUGCUAUGAGUUGCAUGAUGAUGCCGAGAGUGCAGCCAGGAUCCCCGCAGAAGGCCCGCGGCCAGAUACAGGUCAUCUUUGGACCCAUGUUCUCUGGAAAAAGCACUGAAUUGAUGCGCCGAGUCCGUCGAUUUCAAAUUGCACAGUAUAAAUGUCUACUAAUCAAGUAUGCAAAAGAUACACGCUAUUGUGUCAAUGGAGUCUCCACACAUGACAGAAACACCAUGGAGGCCAUGUCAGCUUGUUCUCUCAAAGAUGUCCAGCAGGAGGCUCUGAAUUCUGCUGUGAUUGGCAUUGACGAAGGCCAGUUUUUUCCAGAUAUAGUUGAGUUUUGUGAGACAAUGGCCAACGCAGGGAAGACUGUCAUUGUGGCAGCCCUGGAUGGAACAUUUCAGAGGAAGGCUUUUGGGAACAUCUUGCAACUAGUCCCCUUAGCAGAGAGUGUCGUGAAACUUAACGCUGUUUGUAUGGAGUGUUAUCGUGAGGCCUCUUACACUAAAAGGUUGGGAACAGAGAAAGAGGUGGAAGUGAUAGGAGGGGAAGAUAAAUACCAUUCAGUAUGCCGGGUCUGCUAUUUCAAGAAUCGACAACAGUUGAUAUUGGAAAACAAAGAGAACCUACUAGGUGGGAAUAAGCCCAUGGAUAUUAGUGCCUCCAGGAAAGUCUUGGCUACCCGUCAGAUCAUGCAAUGGAGUCCAUCUAGUUGAACAAAGGAAGCAAGAGAUCUGAUUCCCAGGUGGAUUUAAAGAAACAUUUUCCUGUCCUUCCUUCUAGCUUUGUACUGCUAAGCUAAUGUCCCUCCAACACAUCAGAAAGAGUUGUUUUUAUAAGGAGCAACAAGGUUUGAGGACAUUAUAAAAUGCUAUGAAUAAGGAUGUUCUAUAUUGAGAAUUGCACUGGUUUUUUAGUCUCUAGAGGGAAGAUUUUGUAAUGCAUUUCCUCUUGCACAAAAUUUCCCCAAACCGUUUAAUUCAGAGUUUUAACGGUUGUAAUAGCUAAAGUAAAUUUACUAACAGCAAGUUGCACUAUGAAACUGGAACACCGUUUUUCUAAUUCCAUCAAAUUGGGGUUUGGAGGAAGGUGAAUUCUUACUCUAUUCAAUAGGUAAUUCAUUUAGAAUGAAACAGGCUUUUGGACUGUAAAGACUGAAUGGGGUAACUGAACAAAAUGUAUUUUUAUAUGGUGCUGCAUGUAUCUAAGUAAAGAUCUGGACUUACAAAGAAAAGCCCUUUUCCCAGCCCUUAUAAUUAAUUAAUAAAAGGCCUUCCUUUUAACCUUCCUGGAUAGAGACUUGACAUCUUACAUUAUCAACUUAAAUAUAUUCUAUUUUUGCUUGCUUAAUUUAUCAAACUGGCUACUAAUGUGUUAGUCGUUUUAAAUAUUAUAUUCCUGCUUUACACUUUCUAGCGUACUGUCUAGCAUUUUGUGAUGAGUAUCUGCAUUUCAUCUUUUUGAGUAAAUGUAAUCUUUUUAACACUGAAAACAUCCCCUGUGUCUUGCUUCUGUUGUCUUAGGAGCAGAAGU